AUGAAUCCCCACGGCCGUAACUUUGGGCGUGGUGAUGCUGGUGGAGCGGCCGGCAGGGCCGGUGGACAUGGGUUUCAGGAAGAGAAUUGGGAGGCCGGUCCUAGCAAUUAUCAAAGGGGACCUAGGUAUGGCUUUGGUGCAAAUCAGAGAUGGAACAACAACAACAAUGCUGUUCGCGGGGGUUACCAGAACCGUGCUACUUCACAUGGUGGAGUGGCGCGUGGUGGUUUUGAUGCAGACUUACUUCAACAAACAGUGCAAGCGGUGGUAGCAGCAGUGACUGCGGCGCAGAAGGUGCCAGAGGCUGCUGGUAUGGCUCAGGUGCAAGCUCCUCCACCGUUAGAGAAUGUGACUGCUAACCGUGAGGAGGUGGUGCCGGUUGCGGCGCCCACUGUUGGUCAGCAGCAAACGGUGGUUGCACCACAGGAGGGGGCUGUUCCCCAGGUUGUUGCAACAAAGGGAAAGGAGGUUGAGGGGCCGGGCCCUUCAAAGAAGAAGAAAGAAGAAAAGUCAAGUUGUUUCAGGUGCAAACAGCCAGGACACUAUAUAGAUGAUUGUCCUACACCCUUUUGUGAUCUAUGUGAGUCUGUUAAUCAUACCACUGCUUCUUGUCAUCUUUUACAUGCACCUAAGCCCACUACGAUAUUACAUGGUUAUGCUAAUGAAGGCCUCAUGUUUUUUGAGUUAUCCUGUGGAACUUUUAAAGCCAAAGUAGAAAAUCCUAAAUUAGCUAAGGUGACUGUUGAUGGGGAUGCCAUGACUAUUCCAGAGAUUAUAGAACAUAUGAAAAAAAUAGUUCCCCAUGAGAAAUUUAAUUGGGAGGUUUUCCAUCUCAAAGAUAAUAUUUUUAGAGUCAAAUUGCCUAGCAAGCAGGAAGUGCAGAGAUUGAAGAACUUUGGUACUUACAUUUGCACAGACAGGGAAUCCUGUCUCUCUUUUGAUGUUUGGUCAGUUCUAGAGGAUCCUCUUUAUAUGCUGCCAGAGGUUUGGGUCAGAGUCUCAGGGUUGCCUUCUGAUGUGAUUACAGAUUAUUUGUCUCUAUGGGGAGUAGGUACUCUGUUUGGGAAAACAUUGGAUGUGGAUAUGGCAUACACUCGCAAGAACAAAGUUUUACGCAUUAAAAUUGGAUGUUUGGAUAGUAGACUUAUUCCUGCUGAUAGUGAUAUGUUCAUUAGGAGGGGUUUUUUCAAACUCAAAUUUGAAGUGGAGAAUGCUCAGGGGGCCCAAGAGGAUAACACGAUUCAGGGUAAUAAUGGUAAUGAUGGUAGUGGUGAUGCUAAAGAUGGUGAAGGGAAUAAUGGGGAUGACAGUGCUAUGGACAUGGACCCUAAGAAAAACGAGGCCGAGGAUUUAUCGAGUAACAAAGGGUCUGUUGAAUCUAAGGGGGCUAAUGGAGGAGAUGGGAUGCAAGAGCAAAUUGAGCAUUUUGAGGCCAUUCAAAUUGGUUCAAUAAGUCUCAAAUAUUCUCCUUCAGAUUGUAUGCAUGGAGGAUCUGCCUCGGGAUUGGCCCCAGUCAGACCUCGGGAUCAGCGCUUGGCUUUCACUGUGCAGGACAGCUUCUCUGCGCAGGGCUCCCCGACCGAGCAGGCGAGACAGUCCGAUGGCAGCCGUUCGCGGCGCGAUACGUCGGGGUCGCCGACUGGGUGCGGCACAGCGACGCGGGACCGGCUGUCGUCUGGCCAGCCGUUUGCUGCCGCGUGUCCGUCGGCUGCUGGCGGGAGCACACCAAGUGGGCUGCCACCCUGA
Molecule: messenger RNA, 1746 nt
Organism: Lolium perenne
Lineage: Eukaryota; Viridiplantae; Streptophyta; Magnoliopsida; Poales; Poaceae
Source: RefSeq, a predicted model, not a curated record